AUGGCGCUCGAAGACGUGCCCCAGUUCGCGCCCACAACAGCCACCCAAACGGCCCGGCGGCGGCUGGUGGAGGGAGAGCAAAGCAAUGUGCUGGUGCAGCUGCUGCUGGGCGAUGCCAUUGGUGACGCCUUUGGCUUUGGCAUUGAGAUGCAGGAUGCUCACUGGAUCCGUGAGCAUGUGACCAAGUGCACCGCUUGGCCGGAGAAUCCGGCGAUGAAAGAGGAGCACAAGGUGAACAAUAUCAGGGGCAUGUACUCUGACGACUGCGAGAUGACGGUGGGAUUGAUGAAGGCAUUGAUGAAGGCCAAAGACCUUCAAGACCUCAGUGAAAACGACCUGCUGGAGGCCUGGCGAGAGGAGUGGCUCUUGGCCUUGCAACGCCCCAAACCCAGCGACGGUGAGCGCGCAGGACAUGGGAGCAUCAAGGCCUUCUUUCGUGGGGAGACAUCCUUGGAAGAGCAAAAGAAGGGCCAGGCUAUGCGUGAGGACCCGGGAAAUGCCCCGCCCAUGCGAGCCCUGCCCUUGGCGUUCCUACCACUGGAGGAGUGUGAGCGGCUUUGUUCCUUGAACGCCGAUGCCACCCAUCCACAUCCCAAGGCCAGGGCGGCGAGCUACCUGAUCGCGCUGGCUGCCAGAUAUCUCAUCGUUGAGAAGGGCGCCCGCGACGAGAUCUUCGAUUGGUGCCUCGAGCGGUUGAGGGGCUCAUCCCUGAGCCAUGAGGCCACAGAGGAAUAUUUGGAGGCGGUGAAGAGGCUCCCAGACUUCCAUGAAUUUGGGCUUCACCUGCGGAAGAUGCCUGGAAAGGUGCACGAGGUGCUUUGUGGCCCUCAGCCAAACCCACAACUGGCACACUGUCGGGGUGGUGCUCAGGGUCUGGACCCGGUGCACGGCGUGGGUAGCGAUGCGAUGCGCACGGCCGGCGCCGUCCUGUACCUCUUGCGCUUCGCCCGUGGCUGCCGGGACGCACUGCUGGCCUCGGUGCACCUCGGCGGCGACGUGGACUCCGUGGCGGCGCUGACGCUGGCGGUAACCGCGGCGGCCGCGCCAGGGGGGCUCCGCUGUGGGGAGCGGGGAGGGCUUCCGUGGAAGCUCUUGGAGGAGCUGGAAGGCUUGGAAUACCUGGUGGCUCGUGCCCGCGACUUUGCUCAGUGGCUCCGUGCGCGUGGCUGGGAGCCGAGCCCGGGCUCGUCCCGGAAGAGGGCGAUGAGAUGGGCUGGGCCGGCGAAGCGGCCAAGUGCCAAGACUUCCAAGAGGCGGAAGGUCGGUGGGUGA
This is a messenger RNA of Durusdinium trenchii, 1272 nucleotides long. The record is from the annotation of a GenBank genome assembly. NCBI's taxonomy places the organism in Eukaryota, Dinophyceae, Suessiales, Symbiodiniaceae.